AUGGAAAAGCUCAGGACAACACUGAUGAGGCUGGAUAUGCUACGAGACGCUGUCUACGACGCUGAAAAUUUGUUUGACCAAAUCGAUUUGUUUCAGUAUCAAAUCCAAAUUGCUGCUAAGCAGGUGCUGAAAAACUUUUCUUCCCUUUUCAAACGGUUCUAUAGAUUGAUUAAUUCGAAAUUGCAUAAAUUAAUUGAGAAAUUACAAGUAUUGAGUUUCAGAGAACAAAUUUAUGAAAAUCCUACAGGUUCUAUUUUGGAGGAUGAAUCUUGUAUUUAUGGACGAGAAACUGAUAUUGAGAAACUUAUACAUCUUUUGUUGUCUAGUAGUGAUGGUGAUAGUAAAAUAAAAAUGAUUUCCAUUGUUGGUAUGGGAGGGAUUGGUAAAACAACCCUUGCUAAACACCUUUACAAUGAUCCUCGAGUCAAGGGCCAGUUUGAGUUAAAACGGUGGGUAGAUAUCCCCACAGACAGUGUUCAUUUGAGUGUUUUUGAAAGCAUUCUUGAAUCUAUUUCACAAACAACAAAUAAUGAUACAACUGAUAGUGACACCAAUACCAUUUACCCAAAUUUUUUGCUGAUUGCUGGUCUUUAUGCACUUGGAGAAGAUAACUACCAUCAACGAUCGUAUCUAGAAAAAAUUGGCAGGGAAAUUGCAAAAAAGUGUGAUGGAUUACCAUUAGCUGCAGUAGUUCAUGGGACUCUUCUUCGCAUCUCAUCGUACCCCAAUGACUGGAAUCAAGUGCUAGAAAGUAAGAUUCGGGAUACAACUUAUGAGGUGCAAGCUUCUCUCAAAUGGAGCUACAAUUUUCUUUCUGAUCCUUUAAAACAAUGUUUUCAAUAUUGUUCAAUUUUUCCCAUGAAAUCCAUCUUAGACAAAAAGAUGGUAGUUCAAUUAUGGAUUGCAGCAGGCUUACUUGAAUCAUCGUUGUCCACAGAUCAGGAAAAAGUUGGAGAAGAAUACUUUGAUGAACUAGUGUCAAGAUCGUUGAUACUUCGGCGUUCUAUUGGGGACAAUGAAGGAAACUUUGAAAUGCACAACUUUAUCCAUGAUCUAGCCACAGAGGUUUCAUCUCCAUAUUGUAUCAAUAUGGACGAACAUAACCUAGAUGAUAGGGUGCAUACCUUAUCUUACAAUAGAGAGGCAUAUGAUUCAUACGAAAAAUUUCAUGAAUUAUGCGGAUUAAAAGGUCUGCGUACCUUUCUAGCAUUACCAUUACAAGAGCAAUUGCCUCUUUGUUUGCUAUCAAACAAGGUAGUACAUGACUUGUUGCCGACAAUGAAACAAUUACGCGUGUUAUCUCUAUCAAACUACAAGAGUAUCACUAAGGUUCCCAACUCUAUUGGAAAUUUGUUAGACCUGAGUUACUUAAAUCUUUCUCACACUAUGAUUGAAAGGUUGUCUUCUGAAACAUGCAAGCCUUACAAUCUGCAGUUCUUGUUGUUGGAAGGCUGUAAAAGGUUCACUGAAUUGCCGAAGGACAUAGGAAAAUUGGUUAAUCUAUACUACCUUGAUGUUAGUAACACCCCAUUGAAGGAGAUGCCAGAGGACAUGGGAAAAUUGGUUAAUCUACGCCACCUUGACGUUAGUGACACUGCAUUGAGGGAGAUGCCGAUUCAAAUAGCCAAACUACAAAAUCUCCAAACUCUGUCUGACUUUGUUGUUAGCAAACAUAUUGAUGGGUUGAAGCUACAAAAUGUUAAUGACUCCAUUGAAGCUUUUAAAGCCAAUAUGAAGAUGAAAGUACGAAUAGACAGAUUAGCUUUAGAAUGGGAUUGUGGUACUACUUUUUUGGAUCCACAAAAUCAAAGUAUUGUACUAGAGAAAUUGCAGCCCUCAACAAAUUUGAAACGUCUCACCAUCAAAGGCUAUGGUGGAGUCAGCAUACCAAAUUUGUUGGGUGAUUCUUUAUAUGAUAGUAUGGUGUAUUUAAGGAUCUCGAAUUGUGAUAACUGUAUUUGGCUUCCACCCCUUGGACAAUUGGGUAAUUUGAAAGAACUCAAUAUUGAUUCAAUGCAUUCAAUAAAAAGUGUCGGUAUAGAGUUCUAUGGAAGUGAUAGUUCUGCUUCAUUUCAACCAUUUCCCUCCUUGGAGACUCUCCGCUUUGAGGAUAUGCCUGAAUGGGAGGAGUGGAACGUGAUUGGAGGUCCGACAACGAAUUUUCCUAAUCUCAAACGUUUGUUACUUAGUAAGUGUCCUAAACUGCAAGGAGACAUACCUCACAAAUUUACUUCCUUAAUUGAACUUGAGUUAAGAAGGUGUCCUUUACUAGUGAACUUAAGACAUUCAUAUGAUAAUAACAAUAUCAGAGUUAUAAUUCCAAUGUCAGAUGUAGUCAACAGAUUGAUGACCCCUCUCAAUUCUCUUCAACAGUUGACCAUAGAGGACUUUCCAUCUCUAACGUCUUUCCCAACAAACGACCUACCAAAAACCUUGAAAUUUCUCAUAAUUAGUAAUUGUGAGAAUCUAGAGUUUCUACCUCAUGAAUACUUGCACAAUUACACAUCGCUUGAGGAAUUGAAAAUAUCUUAUAGUUGUAAUUCAAUGAUAUCAUUUACCUUGGGUGCUCUCCCUGUCCUCAAGAGUCUGUUUAUUGAGGGUUGUAUAAAUCUUAAAUCGAUAUUAGUUGCAAAAGAUGUGUCGCAAAAGAGUCUCUCAUUUCUUAGAAGCAUCACAAUAUGGGACUGUAAUGAACUGGAGUCUUUUUCCCCAGGUGGAUUGGCCACUCCAAAUCUCAUUUAUUUUGCAAUGUGGAAGUGUGAGAAGCUUCCUUCACUACCAAAAGCAAUGCACACUCUAACUGAACUUCGAGAAAUGGAAAUUGAUAAUCUACCAAAUCUUCAAUUAUUUGUCACGAAUGAUUUGCCUAGCAGUUUACAAGAACUGACCGUUGGUUCUUUUGGAGGGAUUAUGAAGAAUACUAGGCCAACUUGGAAAUAUCUCACCCGUCUUUUAGUGUUGCGGAUUAACAGCGAUGAUUCGGUGAACAUGCUGAUGGGGCCUUUUCUAACUGCAUCGCUUUUGACACUAUGCAUCUAUGAUCUUAAUGAUGCUAUCAUUGAUGGGAAGUGGUUUCAACAUCUAAACUCUCUCCAAAAACUUGAGAUUGUUAAUGCUCGCAAACUCAAAUCGGUUCCAAAAGAGGGAUUGCCUUCCUCUCUAUGGGCCUGUUUGUUUCAGCUUUAA
Molecule: messenger RNA, 3186 nt
Organism: Vicia villosa (hairy vetch)
Lineage: Eukaryota; Viridiplantae; Streptophyta; Magnoliopsida; Fabales; Fabaceae
Product: putative disease resistance RPP13-like protein 1
Exons: 3
Coding region: 1-3186 (1061 amino acids)
Molecular function (GO): ADP binding
Source: RefSeq, a predicted model, not a curated record